AUGGGCUCUUUACCAACUAAUUAUAUUAUGAAACUUACUGGGGAGGAGGGUUUUAGUUCAGCCACUAGAACAUCAAGAAGAUCAUGUCCGGCAAAAUCUGUGGAUGACAUUGUGCUAUCUAAUAGGUUUGAUACCGGGACCGAAGAGUAUGAGGAAGAUGUUGAGACGGAUUUUGCUGAAAACCCACCUGAUCUGAUGCAAUCAAUUAACUCAACCAGUACAGUUGAGUAUGAGGCUAAGAAAAUGGAUUGGAGUGCUAUGAAGGAUCAAGUAGACCGUGAGAAGAAAGAACGGGCCGAAAAGAAGAAGAUGUAUGAACUGGCUAAGAAGGCUAGCGUUUCUAAGCCAACAAAUCCAAAGAAGAAGAAGAACAAUACUAUUAAACCUAUGGAAGAGGAAACUGUGUGGGUGGUACGGAAUUACGAGAUUAAGCCAGACCGGCUUACCAGAGAACUUCAAAAGAUUGCGAAGCAGGUUGAAGAUGAACUCGAAGCUGAGUACGAAGCAGAGGAUGACUCGGACUCAGAUGAUCCUAAUAUCCACCCAGACUUCAUCAAUGGCCGUGAUAGUGAUUCUGAUGAAGAACUCGAAAAGGAUUCUGCAAAGGACGAUGAUGAUGAAUCUGAUAAUUCUGACAAGUCUGAUGACUCUGACGAAUCUGACAAUUAA
Papaver somniferum (opium poppy) is the source of this 669-nucleotide messenger RNA. Its product is annotated as glutamic acid-rich protein-like. The record is from RefSeq and is a predicted model, not a curated record. The transcript has 2 exons. NCBI's taxonomy places the organism in Eukaryota, Viridiplantae, Streptophyta, Magnoliopsida, Ranunculales, Papaveraceae. The coding region runs from base 1 to 669 and encodes 222 amino acids.